CUCCCCAUGGCAUCAUCUGAGGUCAAUGUUAAUGUGGAGGAGGUGGUAGUCGUGACAACGCCGGAUGGAGCAGGGGAGGGCUCGGAUGCAGAGGUGGUGAAGACUGUGCUGGUGGCUACAGAGCUGACCCAGGCAGGGGAGGAACUUACAGAUGGAAGCGUGGAGUCAGAAACCGACGCCACCAUCACUGUGACAAAGGAGGCAAUCCUAGUGAAGCUGUCAGAAGAGAUGGAUGUGGAAGCUGAUUUGGUCUACCCAAUCACUUGUGGGGAUGUGAAGGGCACCCUGGUCUGGAAGAAGUUUGUUUGCCCUGGCAUCAACAUCAAAUGUGUCCAAUUCAAUGAGCAUCUCAUCAGUCCCAAGGAAUUUGUCUAUCUGGCUGGGAAAUCUACAUUGAAGGACUGGAAGAGAGCCAUUCGCGUGAACGGCACUAUGAUCAGGAAAAUCAUGGACUCAGGCGAGUUGGAUUUCUACCAGCACUCCAAGGUGUGCUCCAACACCUGCCGCAGUACUAAGAUUGACCUGGUGGGGACCAGAGUGUCACUCAGCAGCCAGCAGGCCACCGAAUAUGUUCCUGUCACUCCUUCCUUAUCUGACGUGAACGGAUCACCGGCCAUGUUUCCAACAGAGGUAUCAUCAGACGACACCACGGAAUGGGUCACGGCCAUAGGAGAGGAUUCUGUGACCUUCUGGAGGGGUCUGAAGGAGGCUGGGUUGCUGGAGGAAGUGGUGGAGGACUUCCAGAAGGAGAUUCAGGAGGUGCUAAAGGGAAUGCAGGAGCGCAUCACCGAGCCUCCCCUGCAGGUCAAUGAUGCUGUGCUGCUGAACAAUAUAGUGCAGAACUUCGGCAUGCUCGACUUGGUUAAGAAGGUGCUCGCCAGUCACAAGAGCCAGAUGGACCGACACAGGGAGCAGUAUUCACGCAGUCUUGUCGCUCUGGAGCAGCAGUGUGACGAGCACAGGAAACGUGCCAAGGAGUUAAAGAGCAAAUCCCAACACCUCAACAACGUCCUCAUGACCCUAACUCCCGUGGCCGUGCCGUCCACGCCCAAACGCCCACGCCUCACCCGCGCUGUCUCAGGCCCUGCCGUUAUGUCCAGUGCCCCCACCCAGAUCACCCUGCCCCUCACCCAGCUGGCAGGCCUACCUGCUGGGUGCAAAGUGCUCUCGAUAGGGGGAGCCGGUGCCGGCCAGCAGACCUACACGGUGCUGACCUCCCCCACGGGCGAGCUGGGGCCAGAUGCCUCCAAUCUGACUGUACUCUCCACGGCCGCCGCCGUUCAGGAGGGUGCACCCGCACCAUCAGCCUUCGUCAAGAUGGUCAGCUCAGGCUAUCAGCUGAUCACGCUGCCUGCCGCGUUGAGCACCCAGCUACAGGGCCUGGCUGGGGGCACGGCCCAGGGCACCACUACCAUGAUGGCAGUACCUAUGGGUAACAACGCACUGCAGAGCACGGCAGCAGUGGUCACAGCAUUGGGGAGACGGGUGGAGGUUCAUGUGCAGGAUGGUGUGGCACCAGAGACUGAGGAGCAGGAGGCGAAGGAGACGGUGGAGAGUUAGAGAGAUGUACUCCUCCUGUAGUGUUAAAAACACGUUGGGGACUCCUCACUGGUUUGGAGUGCAAGUACUGGAACCAGUGCCUAGGUCUAGUGGUGUUGAACUAUGAAGGACCCAUAUCAGUAAAGAUUACUUAAAAUGUAUAACUACAUGCACUGCUCAUUUUACUCAAAGCACACUGUGUGUGUGUGUGUGUGUGUGUGUGUGUGUGUGUGUGUGUGUGUGUGUGUGUGUAUAGAGGUGAAAAUGUCUGCAGAAUUGAGUUUGGAAUUCAUAAGUGUAUAUUUUUAUAAUCAUGCAAGUAGAUGCCGACUCUGCUCAAAAGCCAUGAUCUUAGUUCUUCUCAGGUGUCCAUUUUCACUGGGGUGUAGGUGCCAUGUUCACAUUCUCUUUACAUUGUGCUAAAAAUGUAAAUUCUACAAUCUUUCAACAUCAGAAUGUUUUUCCUUUUCAACAUUUAAUAACUGUAUAUAACUUUUUGUUCAAUAUUACAAUGCAUUUUAUUAUAUAGUUAAUAUUUUUGAACAAAUGAAAAGUGAACAAACUGGUGGUUUUGUUGAACUUGUCAGUGUACUCUGUAAAUUAAUUGUAUAAAUUCUUAAAUCUAGACAUUACUGGAAAACUUGAAGUAUUUGGCAUUUGUUUUUAUUUCUAAACCAGUUGUUCAAUUCACCAUGAAAUCAACUUUUUAAUAGCUUUGUGUAACAUUUCUUCUGAGCAGAAAAGGCAUUGAGUUGUGAAUUUCAGUCUUCUCAUUAACUUAAAUGACAUGGAUCAUGAGAGGGCAAAUCAAAUGCAACCUUGAACAAACAGUGAGUCCACAUGAUCAUGGCCCUCGCUUGAUGGGCAAGCAUACAAGCUAGGCUACAUGACUGUUAAACUCUCCGUCUGGUCGCGCUGCAAUGAAAUACUGUAGGUAAGCUUAAGUUUGUAUAUGGCCCUGUUUUUACACAGUUUUUCUAUUUAAACUUACUCAUGCUUGUUACACGCUCUGAAAGCUGUUAUUGUACUGCAUCGGUCUGUUACAAUAGCCAAUGUUUACUAUGCAUGUUUUCAGACCUGUCUCUAAUAUGCUACUAGCCCCACACCUUGAUAUCAGAACAUGCCGGUAGGGAGUGCUGAAGGGUUUAUUUUGCUUCUCCAGAUAUUCCUUUAUUAUUUUCCCCUAACCCUACCUCCACUAAUUGGAGUAAACUAAUGGACAACUACACCUAGGCUUCAACUUCCAGCUUAUACAUGUCCAAGCUGACAUACUAUAUAUAUUUUACAGACGCAGUAUAUUUAAGCAAUACGGCCCGAGGAGGAGUGGUAUAUGGCCAAUAUACCAUGUCUAAGGGCUGUUCUUACGCACAACAAAACACGGAGUGCCCGGAUACAGGCUGUAUACUGGCCAUAUCACAAACCCCCGAGGUACCUUCAUGUAAUUUGAGCUGUAAAAUUAAAUGUUUUGUCAUACCUGUGGUAUACGGUCUGAUAUACCACUGCUGUCAACCAAUCAGCAUUCAGUGCUCGAACCACCCAGUUUAGGAUUUACAAUAGUUAUCUUUUGUUUAUUUUUAGUUCCAGCCUUCAGCUCCCCUCAACCCCUCCCAUCUAUCUCUGAAGACCAUCCAGUUGUGAUUUCUACUUGCCAUAUUUUUCAACUUUGCUAUUUCACAAAAGUUAUGAACCUAUAUGAAUUUUACGGAUACAGUAUAUUUUACAUUUGUUUUCUUGUUAUCCAGAUACUCAUCUUUGGCCAGUGACUGCUGACAGGUGUGUUGCACUUGGUUUUGGGUGCAUAGAGCAAAUUAAAUCAGAUGGCAUCAACCGUGAAUGUUGAGUUUGAUUUUCCCUUUCGUGAUGGGAACUUUAUGUUCAAAGUUCAAAACAUUUUGAUCGUAAUGCCAAUUUCAAGAAUCAAAUCGCUGAACUUCAAAGACUACAACAGUUUAUUCAAUGUGAAUCAUUCGAGCUGACUCAUGAUUGUGAAUGCAAUGAAAGGCGCUCCAUGAUGCUGAAAUGCACCACGAGCCUAUCUGCAUUGGUACUCCACAAUGUCCAAUGCUCCACGCUGUCCUCUUGGCAAUGUAGGGCUACUCGUCCACAAGAUGGUGCUAGUGCCAAUUUCACUCAUCAGCAUUCCAUUUAGUUGGGUGAUUGAUUUUAAGAAACGUAUUGAACAUGGAUUAUAAAUGAAAACACCAAAGGUCCUCAUCAUCCUCUGUUCGCUAUGCUGCAGGCCUGUAGGCCAUGUUUUUGCUGAUGUUGGUGUUCUUCUCGUUUGUUGAAAUAUUGCAGUUGUCUCAGAACCACAAGUCUUAAAAAAAAAAAAAAAUGUAUCAAAUGAGAUGAUCAACUUUGACACUUAAAGACGUUUAGGGUCACAGGUUGUUGGCAGUGCCCAAAGAUGUGUGUAUUUACGUGUUUGGUCACCUUUGGCACUACAAGGUGAAUGGCAAGAUGUCCAUUGGAUUACAUUUUGUGGGGGAUUUUUUCUAUUGUAGCCAGUGGCGACCCAUCAUUCGGGGCUUAGAAGAAAAAAAAUGUGUUGCCUGUUUUUGCAUGUUAUUUUGGCAUUUAAUACUUGUCACACAUCAGUUUGCAAAGAAUGUAAAACAUAAACCGUUAAUAAAGCUGCCUACAAACAUG
Messenger RNA from Oncorhynchus nerka (sockeye salmon), 4188 nucleotides. Its product is annotated as glucocorticoid modulatory element-binding protein 2-like. Gene Ontology annotation, molecular function: RNA polymerase II cis-regulatory region sequence-specific DNA binding. Lineage: Eukaryota; Metazoa; Chordata; Actinopteri; Salmoniformes; Salmonidae. The transcript has 9 exons. The record is from RefSeq and is a predicted model, not a curated record. Gene Ontology annotation, cellular component: nucleus. Gene Ontology annotation, biological process: regulation of transcription by RNA polymerase II. The coding region runs from base 7 to 1560 and encodes 517 amino acids.